AUGGGCAGAAUAGCAGGUUUGGCAAAUCAUUACCGCAGCAGUGAGGAUCAAGUUGCUAUUCAGUCAAGAGGAUCCACGUCUAAGAAGAUCCUCGAUCCAGUUAUUAGGAGAUCUGGCAACAUCUCUUGGCCAGGAGACCAAUUUGGAGGCAUUCAAGGAUCGAGUGAGAUCCAAGGGAACGUCAUCACUUUACUCUUGCAUCUAUGCGAUCCAGACGUGUAUGUUGUCAAGGCCUGUAAAAGUACGAUCCAGAAGGUUGGGCCUUAUCUGGAUUUUCCGGAGGUAUACCGCAUGAUGCAGGAGUGUUUGGGCGACGACACCGACUUGAUGUUCACGGAUUUUAUUAAGGAGUUAAUUAAACGCAUGGGAUUUAUGGAAUCAAUGAUAUCAAGGUUAUUUGGGGGUCAAAUCGAGGACCAAUUGGUUUAAAGGUGGUGUCGAAGGGCCAAUCCCGCCCUUGUCAUCAGUUUGUUCUACGCCGAACUACUACCCGCGAAUAAACCGAAAGUUUCACUGGAAACUGUCUGUGAUAAACUGAUCAGACUGAU
Molecule: messenger RNA, 548 nt
Organism: Anthonomus grandis grandis
Lineage: Eukaryota; Metazoa; Arthropoda; Insecta; Coleoptera; Curculionidae
Exons: 4
Coding region: 1-429 (142 amino acids)
Source: RefSeq, a predicted model, not a curated record